This is a messenger RNA of Oryzias latipes (Japanese medaka), 5653 nucleotides long. It is a transcript of the gene acanb, whose product is annotated as aggrecan b. Gene Ontology annotation, cellular component: synapse; perineuronal net. The record is from RefSeq and is a predicted model, not a curated record. Gene Ontology annotation, biological process: central nervous system development; glial cell differentiation; cell adhesion. NCBI's taxonomy places the organism in Eukaryota, Metazoa, Chordata, Actinopteri, Beloniformes, Adrianichthyidae. Gene Ontology annotation, molecular function: hyaluronic acid binding.
UUUGGAGCAACUGGUAGAGGAGUUCCACAUUUCACUCUCCCCCUCUGCGUCCCUCCCUCUUCUUCCAGCAUCUAAAUGGGAGGUAGGCACUGAAUAGUGCCUCUUUCUGUUCCCCUGCACACAGUCAACCAGGACCCUUGGAGACGUUGGUCUUGGGAGCACAUCGGCAUUAACGGUUGCCAUGACUUCCCUGUUUCUGCUGUUUUUGUCCCUGCCCAUCACCAUGGCGAUGUCAACUGUGAGCUAUGAUGAGAUGGAUGGCAAAUUACACGUAAGCAUCCCUGUAGAGACGCCUCUUCGCCCCCUGCUGGGUGGCAAAGUCAUGGUGCCAUGCUACUUCCAAGACAACACUGUCAACGACCCAGGAGCCCCCACCAUCAGCCCACUCUCCCACCACAUCAAAUGGACCUUUGUCACUAAGGAACCCAGGAAAAUGAUCACCAUCCUUCUAGCAUCAGAAGGGAAAGUUAAUGUGAAGCCAGAGUAUGAAGACAGAGUGACAAUGGUCAACUACCCCAUGGUCCCCACAGAUGCCUCCAUAGAGCUGACAGAGCUUAGAUCCAAAGACUCUGGAACCUACCACUGUGAGGUGAUGCAAGGCAUGGAGGACAGCUACAGCUCUGUGGACAUCCUGGUUCAGGGUGUUGUGUUCCACUACCGUGCCAUUACCAGUCGCUACACCUUGACGUUUGAGAAAGCCAAAGCCGCUUGUAUUCAAAACAGUGCUGUCAUCGCUACACCCGCACAGCUGCAGGCUGCUUUUGAUGACGGAUUCCAGCAGUGUGAUGCCGGAUGGCUGUCCGACCAAACAGUCAGGUACCCCAUCCAUGAGCCUCGCUGGCGUUGCUUUGGAGAUAAGGAAAGCUUUCCUGGUGUAAGAACCUAUGGUUUGAGAAAUGUAAAUGAGACCUACGAUGUGUACUGUUUUGCUGAGAAGUUAACAGGUAAAGUCUUCUACUCAACAUCAGUUGAAAAGUUUUCCUUCUAUGAAGCACAAGAUCAGUGUACCAAGCUCGGUGCCAGGCUAGCCACCACUGGAGAGCUUUACCUUGCCUGGAAGGAUGGUAUGGAUGUCUGUAGCGCUGGUUGGCUGGGAGACAGAAGCGUCCGAUAUCCAAUAAAUGUUGCUCGACCUCUGUGUGGAGGGGGACUGGUGGGAGUCAGAACUGUCUACUUGUUUCCCAACCAGACUGGAUACCCUUAUCCAGACUACCGCUAUGAUGCCAUUUGCUUCGGAACUUUUUCCUUCUCAGCUGAAGAUUUAAUGCUGACGACACCUCCCCCGGGGAUCUUUGGACUGACAGGUGAUCCAUCUCCGUCAUCUGGGACUCAUGAAAUGAAGACAGGAGGUGUGGACAUAUUGCCCAUUCAACCUAGUCCAACUGAUAAAAAAAGUGAGUUUGGGAUUUCAAUCAAGCACAUUUCUUCCACGGGUGUGGUGUUUCAUUACCGACCCAUCACAGGCCGGUACACUCUGACCUUUAUGGAGGCUCAGCAAGCUUGCAGGAAUAUUGGGGCAGUCAUCGCCAGCCCCCAGCAGCUACAGGAGGCUUAUGAAAAUGGACUAGACCAAUGUGAUGCCGGUUGGGUGAAAGACCAAACCGUUCGGUAUCCAGUGGUGACACCAAGAAAACAUUGUUAUGGAAACCUGUACACACGCCCAGGAGUAAGAUCUUACGGCUUCAGAUCAGCAACAGAACGCUACGAUGUAUAUUGUUAUGUGGGGGGUUUGAAUGGCGAGGUGUUCUUUGCCAGUGACUACGACAGCUUCUCCUACGAGGAGGCUGUGCAGCACUGCCAGAGCCUGAACUCCACCUUGGCCACCCCUGGUCAGCUCUAUGCUGCCUGGAAACAAGGAUUUGACAAGUGCAACCCAGGUUGGCUGAUGGACCGCAGUGUCCGCUUCCCCAUCACGAUUCCCAAGUCGCAGUGUGGGGGUGGGCUGGUUGGUGUCCACACCAUCCAUGCAUUUCCCAAUCAGACGGGCUUCCCAGAUGAGCACUCACGCUAUGACGCCUACUGUUUCACAGCUAAAAUUCCUGUUCUUCUUCAAAAUGAAACCAGCGUAAAUCGCACAUUGAUUGGUGAUGUCAUUAACAAGACUGUUAUCUACAACCAGUUUGCCUUUACUGAAGCUCCAACAUCUGAGCCCUCAUUCACCAAUGAUACUGUUGGGGAGUCUGGCUCUACCAGCACCAGUGGGGAGGAUUCUGGGACAGGACACAACAUUAGCUUCAGUGGUCACACGAGUGGUGAUUCUGGAGACCAGUCUUCCUCCGGAGGUCCACAAGAAGCGGAAGGAGGAAGUACUGUCAGCUUCGUGCCCGGAGUUUCGGGUAGUGGUUCUGCUUCUGGAUCUGGGAUUGACAGCUCUUCUGGUUCAUCAGGAUCAGUCUUCACCAGUGGAACUGGAUCUGGAAUUGGAACUGGAUUUGGUAGUGGAAGUGGAUCUAAAAUUGGGACUGGAUUUGGUAGUGGGAGUGGAAGUGGAUCUCGAAUUGGGAGUGGGUUUGGUAGUGGAAGUGGAAGCGGAAGUGGGAGUGGGGGCUUUAGUGGAAGUGGGGGUUUUAGUGGCAGUGGAGAUUCACAGAUCUUCUUUGUGGAUGAAGAGAUGGUGGAGGUAACAAAAACCCCAAAGCCCACUGAGAAAGAACUAGGCAAGGGAGGAAUUGAUUUCAGCGGAGGCUAUUUUGGUACAAGCGGGUCUGGGUCAGGAGAAUCAUCAUCCUCUGGAUCAGGAGAUGUGUCUGCGUCAGGUUCUGGAGAUAGCAUUUUCUUUAUCGACCACAAUGGCAUUGAUCUUACAUCACAUCAGUCUAAAGAGCAGGAAGCAUCAGGAAUUGAUACUUCUGGAUCAGGGUUCUUUAGUGGCUCCCCUAGAAGUUUCCCAUCAGGCACAUCAAGCAGUGGCUCUGCUUCUGGACAGUCUCCUGAACCGUAUCCUGAUAUCAUCUAUCUAACCGAUGAUGUAUUGAAAGUGGCUGCAACACCAAGGGCACACCAGGAGCAUACUUCAGGUAGGGUGGAGGUGAGCGGCGAAGGUAGUGGGUCAGCCAUUAGCCAUGAAGUUAGAGGAACUUUGGAUAUAUCAGGUAGUGGAGUCACUCCUGAAAAGCCUGCUGAUACAUCAACAUACACAGAGUUUAGCUCAACUGUUGAUCCAUCUGGAUCAGAUGUGCUCAGUGAGGCGGAACACACAGAACCACCAGCUUAUGCAGUGACUCCAGAAGUCGCUUACACAAGUCCUACCACCAAACCUUCCGUGUUAUUGGCAACUCCUGCUGUCAUGAAGAUGCCAGACUUGAUCGCAGGUGUCCAGGACUGUCCCGAAGAAUGGGUGGAGUUUGGGGGCAGCUGUUACCUCCGGGUGGAGGAUCGAAAGACUUGGUCGGAUGCAGAGCAACACUGUCAGGAGCACAACAGUCACCUGGUCAGCAUCAGCUCACAGGAAGAGCAGCACUUUAUCAACGCCAACAGCAAAGAUUACCAUUGGAUUGGACUAAAUGAUAAAGAUGUGCAGAAUGAUUUCCGCUGGACAGAUGGGAGCCCUCGGACUUAUGAGAACUGGAGGCCGAACCAGCCAGACAACUACUUUGGUUCUGGGGAGGACUGUGUCGUGGCGAUUGGACACGACGAUGGGCAGUGGAAUGAUGUGCCCUGCAAUUACCACCUUCCUUUCACCUGCAAGGCUGAACACAUCCAGCACACAGUUAUGUGUGGAGCUCCUCCUGCAGUGGAACAUGCAAGUCUGAUUGGAGCCAGCAAAGAAAGUUACCCGGUCAACUCUACAGUCCGCUACCAGUGUGACGCUGGUUACGGGCAGCGCCACCUACCCUUCAUACGCUGCAUGCCGAGUGGGCAGUGGGAAGAGCCACAAGUGGAGUGUACGGAAGAUGUCAAUGGUAGAUUACAUAAAAGGUCCCUGAAGAGAAGAAGUAAAGGCGUCAGCAGCCAAUAGGAGCUGAGGAAGCUGCUCUGAGCAGGACUGAAAGGACAAAAAGCAGAGAGUCACAAACGAGACGUCUUGCAAAGAAGAAUGGACACUAAUGCAAAUGUCCCAUCAAAAGAUACCAUGCCUUCUUUAAUGACACUGCCGUGUCAGAUGUUGAAUAAAAAAUGAGAGCAUUGUGCCAAAAUCUCACCCCUCGCCUCCUGCUUUUGGGCCAUCAACUAAGGUAAAUGACAAUACUUUUAAAUAUAUUCAGCAGUGCAUUAAUUUUAUGGAUGGACAUUUAGAAAGUUUAUACUUUAACAAAAAAGACUGGUUGUGAUUUAAUUUAUUUUAGUUUCAAUUUAUUUCAGUGCUAGAAUACAGGCAUAUAAAAGCAUUCAGGAUUUUCUAAACAGUUAAAUGGAGAGAAAUCUAGUCCAUAUUUUCUAUAUUAUACGACAAUUUUACACAUCUACACUUCACAGCAAUUGCUUUUUGUAAGAGGAAGAAACAAUCUAAAAAUUCAUUUACAGUUUAUGUUUUCUUUAAAGGACAUGAAGCUGUUCCUCACUAUUAUUAAUAAAUACAUCUAUAGUUUUUUUAGAUGUGUGUGAUUUUUAAAGAAAAUUUCGAGGCUUGCAAAAUACUGCCUCACCUUCAUCCUCAAACAAAACACACUUCAUAAAUAUUUAUUGUUUUCACAAUCUCACAUUUAGUAUUCUAAUGUAAAAGAAUUGAGGAUCAAAUAAUUGUUCAUUUCUAUUUUAAGUUGAAUAGAAAUCCAUGUUUAAGGUACAACUUCAGUGCACCCACCUUGAAUUUAAAAUAAUCAGCACUCAUGCACUUUGAAGUAAUUUUUGUCAUCUUGGCUGGAAUCUUAAAUCAAGUGCACCUUUAACAGGAAAAAAAAAGAGCAACAAAAAGUAUUUUUUUCUGUAGUAACGGACACCUAACAAAUUGACAAGGGGUUACGCUAAUGAACAUCACCUUCUGAUGGUGCAGACGCUGCACAUCCACUUAGGGGCCGCUCCCUAAAAUCAAUGUAGUUUUGUGAACUGUGUCAGCACUGAAGUUACAAUCAGUGUUUGCUCUCUACUGUGCUUUUUUUCCUUGUAAAUAUUCUUACUAAAAUUCUCUGAACAGCAGGAUCUGUGUGAAACCUCUUUAGAGCAAACCAUUGAAACUUGUUGAUUUACUCGUCCUUUACAUGUGUGUUGAUUCAUUUGGAGCCAAGUGUACAAAAUCAAAAACAGAGCAUUUGAAGACCUUUGAUCGCAGGCUUAGACACUUUGGUGGAGAAUGAAGAAAGGAAAUCAGAGAAAAUCAAACAUGUGGAUGAGCUGAACCAGAAGUGCUGACAGUGUCUUUUAAAAUUCAAGAUUUACUUACACUCUGAGAGCAAAACGAUAUUUAAGUCUAUGUCUGAUUAUUCCAAACACUGAUUUUUGUGAUGCUGAGCAGAAACAUUGGGUAUUUGAUGCUAGUCUACUUGGAUCCAGCUUGUGCAGGAUUUUGUGAACCUCCGAGGUGUGAAGAAUAAAAGAGGAAAACUGGUGGCUUUGUGUUACUGCUUGUGUUUCAUUGAUUGAUUUAAAAAUAUAAAUUGUGUUACCAAUAAAUCGCCGUACAGACAGACAUUACUUCUGUUGUGAAUUCAGAUCAUGAAUCCUGAUGUGAGAAAUCCAUCUUACUGAGCUGCACCAAAUAAAAUCUGGAACCAUU